CAUGGUGUGUCCAGUGCGUAGUGACAAGUAUGUCAAAGUGAAUGUAAUUAGUUUCUCGACUCUUCAAGGACAGUUCAUAUUAUCUGUCGUGUAAAGGUGAAAAAUUAGAAUCAAUCGGUGGAUAUGACGUUGAUUAAUUGUUAUGAGUAGUCCCCAGCUGCAGUAGAUAUCUCGACUAAGGCUUGGCUUAGAAAGUGAAAAAGAGAUUCAGCAAGCUGCAGGAAGAUCACUUUUUCACAUGAUUCAAUAGCCAUCACUAACAGCUGUCGGAAGUCCAUUGAAAAACAAGCUCUGUUUUAUCUUGUAAUGAACAGGGAAUUUUCUAGUCCUAGUUCUGUUGUACUCCUGCCUGGGUGUUUUUACAAUAAUUUUCAGAUGAAGUGUUUUAUUUUUAGUCAACCGUUAUAAUGUCGUUUAUGUCCACCCUCGCAUAUAGUUUUUUUAGAAGCGGUCACUCAAUCAUUUAUGAUCAACAAUCGUCUGGAUCUUGUAUCAUAAGUACAACGUCGUACACUACUAGCAAUUUUUUUUAUGAUUCAGGAAAUUUGGACCACAUUUGUUAACCACACACCAUUAUUAAUGAGAGUACGAAUGACCAUCACAAGGUAGAUGAUAAGAAGAAACAGUUAAAAAAGUUGUUGGAUAGACGGAUGAAAAGAAAGAGUGUAGAAGGAAUGAGUCUCAAUGACGGGACGGCCUAGUUUGGCAUCUCGGGUGGUUGAAUCUUUAUCAGCGAUAUUCUUUUCGAGUCCCGAGUUGUCUACACGAAGCAACGAGCACACCGACGAGGGGUUCUCCGCGGCUCUUUGCCCAGGAAGUGCUCAAGUAGAGUGUGAAGGUGAACUACAAGGCUCGGGUUCCGUUCUUGAGGUCGACUCCAAGAAGAAUGGAGAGGUUGUACCGGUAGAGGGAGGAAGCUUUCGUCAACCUAGUCUGGAGAACGACGUAGAAGUUGUAAAGGAAUAUCUCUCUGGGGUUACAAAGUGCGAGCCCUCAGGCGCCGCAUUGCGUGCGGAGUAUAAAAAGGGUUCUCCAAAACCGGCGCUGUCAACUCGCGCGCUCUUGCGGUCGGCUACUACGUGUUCCACUACACCUGGAGCGUCGAGCAGCAGUCUCGGAAGCGUUGUGGAAGCAGGAUUUCAGCGUGGAAUAAUCGGAACUAGCGGCGCUUUUCUCAACGGGAGCGCGCCUCCGGGCGGGAGUAAACAGUCAAUUGGAAGCGGCUUCUCGCUAUCGUGUCUCGGCGGCAGCCCGCGGAAAGCACGGAGGAUUUCAGGUGUUGAAAACACACCUAUCGAACACGCAAACACGCAACAGGGGAAUAGCCCUUUACGGCCUACAUCGGUCAUCAAUAGUGGGCAACUAACGAAUUGGUCGCCUACGCCUAUUAAUAUCAAUCCACCACCUACCUCCACCAGUACAAAUACGGCAGUGGUAAAGACAUCCCCAGCUCCUACCCUGCUACAGUCUUUGACCUCCGCGAACAGUACUACAGCCCGUACUUCGCAGCAGUCUCUUCAGGUAUUUCGUGCUGAAGCGGGCUCUCCUCCAGCACUAAGCUGCAGUUCCUCCUUUUCCGAGCUUGUUUCGUCGGUAGAGUCGACAACGGGCAGUGAGAUGAAGAAAUCAGGCUCCUCCGACAUCAAAAAGGAGACCAGCACCGGUAGUCUCGCCAGCGGGAGCACACAAAGUGGCUCCAAAAAAUGUCGCUGGAUACGAGACGUCUCCAAAGAAUACCGGAUUCUUGAUGAGGUAUGAUGAUAAAUUUGACUUCACCCUCUCAGAAAUCGCAAAGCUGAGUCAUUGUUUGAAAAACUACUUUGGAUUACUUACCAGUUGGAGCUGGAAAUCAUAAGCCAACAGCGCCCCUAAACACGUGAUGACCACAAGGACAAACCUCCAGUCCCUCAAUUACCACAGUUGCCUUAAACCCGUGAUUACCGCAGAUACCCUAAACGACCGCGUGUAUAAUUAGUCCACUCUCUUGGAACCGCGAAUUUCAACGUCACCAGGUUAUGCCAUCAACACACAGAGGGCAGGCAGUCCAUUUCGCUACAAGGUUACGAGACGGAUUGAAGGUAGUUGUGAAGAUCAGAGAGAAACUAGUAAGUUUCAAAGAUGCCAACGAUAUAUCGACGUGGAAAACGGCGAUGGAAAACUUGCUUAAUUGGCAGGAUUCCUUUGGAGAGCACAUAGCAGGUCACAUUAUUUUUCAGUCUAUUCACAUAGCAUUUCUUGUCAAAUACUUUACUAUUCUUCUAUUGCUGUGCCUUUUACGACCUUUUGAAUGAAUAGAAAGUAUAUAUGAUACGGUGGCGAUCGCGCGCUCUUUUCCGCGCUGCUUUUCGCGGAUUUUCGGGGUGGAAGGUGUCAAAACUGGGCGCGGGCGUCCCCUUGCGCUUCUCAGCAUGUUCCCCAGAGGCCUCAGGGCCGCUGCUGACCCUCGCAGGCUGGAGGUCUUCGGUGUAGAAGGCCGCCGAAGGCGGCCACGGUCUCAAGAGCAAGCAGGCCGAUGACCAAGGGCCCGGAGGGUACAGGCCACACGGCUCAGAGGGUCCAGCCUUGCGCCGUUUGUCGCCUUCGGAGGCCUUCCACACCCGACGCACUGCUGCGGCGGCGAAGCACAUAGGAGGCCUGUGGGGUACAUGCAGGCAGCUGGAAGGGAGCGGAGGAGGUCCCUUGGGCCCCUUUUGAAGCCUUCCACCAAAAUCGGAGGCCUCUAGGGAACACUACAUGCAGGCAGCUGGAAGGGAGCGGAGGAGGUCCCUUGGCCUCUUUUGAAGCCUUCCACCCCUGGCCGACGUCGACGGGCAUCCACGGCCCCCCCUACGCCAGGGGGGGGGCGCUCCCCUGGACCCUGGAAAAUAUGAACUAAAGGUGUCUCUGAGACUUCUUGGCUACAGGAGGGCUAGACAUGAGAUACAACGUGAUCAUGUUUGUUGGCCAUCUGAUCUGCAGGGUUUUAUCAACACGGAAAUCAGGUUUAUACGACUUGUUCGAGGAUACGACGGCGUACUAUGUCACGAUGGAGUUGGUCAAUGGUUUGGACCUCUUCGAGUUCAUCCACCAUGUAAAGAUGACAGACGACGCAACCAAGCUGUUGUUUCUGAAAAAAGUGGCCUACGAAUGCAUGCGGGUACUUCUUCUAUAAUUUGGAGGAAAGACCUUACAUUUGUACUUGUGUCUCUACGGUGACCAAGAAGGGUCAUAUCAGAGGCACUCACAUGACAUUCAGAGUUAUCAAGUAGGACGUGUUACUCGCCCAUAAUGCUCAAAUCCACCACCACUACACUUCUUCACAUCAGGCGCUUUGUGACUACGAGGCGCUUUCUCUCGUGCACAAAGAUAUCAAGCUCGAGAACGUCGUGUUGAUGGAUACGCAGAAGCGAGGGGUGCUCAAGGUACCGCAACUGAUCCACGGAUCUUCCCCCUUGGUCAUCGUUGGAUUCCACUACUGCUGUUGAGUUUCGAAGCAAUGUGCAACUAGUUGUAAGUACUAAGUGAAAAACUGACACUAUUGUGAUGAAGAAGCGAGUUGGUGAGCAUGUUUGUGGUUGUUCUAACGGCUCUCACAUCCUCAAUCUAAUCCUCGUAGGUGAUCGACUUCGAUACUGUAGAAGAGUACGGCGAGGACACUAGAGUCUACGAUGUCAUGGGUACCGAUCAGUACAUUGCGCCGGAGUCAUACUACGGCUACUACACGACUGCUAGCGACAUCUUCGCCCUUGGUAAUCUUGACUGGUUUUAAAUGGUCUUUUCAGGAAUACCUCUUGAGUAUCAGCUUGACAAAUUUAACGUUUCGCUCACGCAGUUCUACAGGAGACUCAGUAUGGAAGAAAGAACUCGAAUUUCUUCACAAUAUGUGACACAGAGCAUUAUCAACUUACUGAAUUAGCAGCUACAAUAUGUACAUACUUAAUCAUGUCUGUAGUAUUCCUCGACACAACAUCAUGAUAAAAGGUGUGAUGUUGUACAAGCUGUGCACGGGCUCUUUCCCCUUCGUAGACGAAAUUUUCGACGACGAGGCGGGACAAAAUUACGUAGGUCACCCGAAAAUGCGACAGAUUCGAGGCAAGUUGCGGCUAGCAAAAAUCGAUUUUACUACGCAUCCCUUUUUUCACUACGACAAGCAGGUGAAAGACUUCAUCAAACGGUGCCUCGUCUUUGACGUGCAUCGGAGAAUGACGGUACGACUACUUUGUACUCGAUUCAUGAUUGCAGUACUAGUUCUUGUAACGAAUUUCCAUGUAAACGGUUGCACAGUUGUUUUACAGCGCCGGAAGAAAUAGUUAGAUGCGGACAUGUCUUCGUCCUUCAAACAAUAUUCCAGACCAAGCAAGCGAUGGAGCAUCCGCUAGUGCGAAACUAUGAGGAGGAGGCGUUUCAUUUGAAAUGGACAGACUUUCGAGCGAAGAAGCACUAGAUUCUUUUUCGCUGUCGUCGCGAGGCCGGGGGAGGGCUGAUGCUCGUUAUGUUUUGCUAGCAGAUAGCUACUUACGUAUGAAGUAGAUGGCUAAAGACCUAUGUAUAUUCGAAGGUAUUUUUUAGAAAGUGAUUAUCGAUGACCAAGUUAAUCAAGUAUGGUGAUGUUUACUGUUGGUAAGUUUUUUGUAUUUAAAUUAAAUGGUUUUUGAUAAUUGGGUGUUUUGCGAUUCAAGUAUAGGCGACCUCGGAAAAAUUCCUCGAAGUUUUUUGGGUUUAAAUUUAAAGUGUUCACAUUCCUACCAGACCAUAGCAAGAUAGAAAGAACAACAAAUAAACGUGAGAAAUCGUGGGUAAUGUAGGUAUUUUUCUUAAGUUACAUUCAACAGCAAGGUGACAAUAUGAAGUGUGGUCGUGGCUCCCGACAGGGUAAAGAAAAACUGUAUAUUUGACUAUUCUGCAUCAUAAUUAUUAUCGUUUGUUCGUGAAAUUAUGCGAGUCGAGUAUCUAUUCCAAUGAAAAUUCUGCAUUGCCUUUUUUUAACACGUACCAUUCUGAUUAAUACGGCAAGGAACAAAUAAAGAAAGUCUAAGUCAUUGAGGCAACCAGCAUGAAAAUAGUGAUGGGACUAGUAAUCCUCUAUUAGAUGAGUAGUCGAACGACAUGAGUUAAUGCAGAUACAACUCUUCACUAGUAUGAAUAAACUCCUUCUGGCUAAGAUCUAAGAAAUUGUGUUGUUUAGUCCAACUUUUUUUUUUGGCGGAGCUAGCUUCCAGCGAAACGUGUUUCGCGAAGCGGUGCAGCCGUUUGCAAAGAAGACGUGAAAUGUUUUUAGUGGCCCUAUCGGUGUGUCAUUUUUUUGAUGUUGCAAUGCGUUUUUGCAGAUUUGGGUACAUCGUGUGUUUCUGUCAAUGACGUUGAAUGAAUUUUCAAGAUUCUUAUAUAACUAAUAAUGUGUGCGCGCGAACAUAAUAAUAAUAAUGAAAAGCGGCCCCUGCAGGUAAGACUCGUCUGUGCUAUGCAGCCAAAAAUGAAGAAAAUGUGAUGAAUAACUCUGAAUAUGGGAGACGAGAGAUCAAAUAGUCCAAGUUCUAAGUUUAUCUACGAGUUCCUUGUUCGCGAAGGAUCAUGUGAAGAUUUAGGUUUUUUGGCGCCAGGACAGACAUGAUGUACAGUUCCUGGCUGCCGACGGGGUGAUACACUUUGUAACACAUAGCGAUAGUCUUUUUUGGUAUAUAUUCAUAUGAGUGUUUUUUUAGGUAAGAUUUCUCGUGCAAUGGGAACCGGAGGGGAGGCAUGUGCUUCCUUAUUACUUUGUGUAAUGUAUAAAAAGAGGAGAAUUUUCACACGUCGACAUGGAUCUGCAUUCGGUCAACUACUAGCCAAGGACCUUACUACGAGGACCGUUCACCUAUGAAAUCGCCGCGGACUUUGCUACUCGAUUGCCCAGGAAAUUGGAAAGCGGUGGAAGCUGUGGCCGUUACUGUGACGAGUCUCAAACUUACGGCGACUAGUCUCGGCGUCACUGUGGCGAGUCGCAGACUUAUUGUGACUGGUCUCCGUCCUGCUGUGAGUAGUCUCAGUUUUUAGUGUGGGCGAUUACAUUAGUUUGAAACUUACUGUGACCAGUUUCAGACUUACUGUGACUAGUUUCAAACUUUCCGCGACUAGUCUCAGGCUUACUGUGACUAGUCUCGCGCCCACUGUGACCAGUUUCACCCAAAGAACUUGCUGCGACUAGUCUCAGGCUUACUGUGACCAGUCUCGCACCCACUGCGUCUAAUCUCAAGCCUGCUGUGGCUAGUCUCUGGCUGAGUUUGUCGGGCUGUUCGAAUCUUAACACCGUCAGAACCUGGCGCCUGUGUA
Messenger RNA from Amoebophrya sp. A25, 6288 nucleotides. Lineage: Eukaryota; Dinophyceae; Syndiniales; Amoebophryaceae. The record is from the annotation of a GenBank genome assembly.